CAUCCUGCAUGAGCUGCCUCAUGGUGCUGACGAGCAAAGGCGUGGGGAGACAGUGAGGAAGUUUGCGUGGAAGUGCUUGUGUAUUUUAAUGCUGAGAAAUAACGAAAUAAGCGCAGGAGACGCGUUUGAGUGAUUGUCGGUAAGGACAGGAGAGACAGCGGACGCGGAGUUGCUGCUGGUCCGGAUUCCUCUUCCUCUUUCCUGGCCAGGGAACUUCUGAUUUCUCCAAGGUCGAGUAUUCGAUUCCCACCUCAGACUGACCCUUGAAGGUGAAAAGUGAGUAGUGAGGCGUUGAAAUGUCGAGCGACAUCAUCCUGCUAAUGAAGGGUCUGGCCAAGCUGAGCCAGGCGGUGCUCGAGACCCAGAUGACUGCUUUGAGAAGUGGAGGAGGGGUGACACAAAGCAUGCAGAUGACAACUGAGCAGGCCAUGAGUGUGGCCAUGCAGAAAAUACAGGAGUUCACUGGUCAGCAGCAAAGUGAGACAGACUUCAGCACAGGUGUAGAUGAGAAUUACGCUUUUUCCAGUGAGGAGCAUACCGGCGAGGGCAUGGCCCAGACUGAGCAGUCUGAUAACACAGUCAGGGGGACCACUGUGGACAGCAAUGGGACAUCUCAUCACUCAGCAGGCAACCUUUUUAAAGGCUAUAAGGAUCCAACAAAGCAAUUCACAGGGAUUCGCUCGUAUCACCAAGAUCACUCUUCUGUACGAGGGCUCACAAAUAAAGACAUCAACAAAGCCAGGGAGGCCAAGACGAGCAUCAACAAACCCCAUAAACAAAUGCUAAGUGAAAGAGCGAGGGAGCAGAAGGUUCCUGUGACACGCCUGGGAAGAUUGGCAAAUUUUGGAGGUCUUGCAGUGGGUCUGGGCAUUGGAGCAUUGGCUGAGGUGGCCAAGAAAAGUCUGCGGUCAGAAGAAAAGAAUGGAGACAGGAAGGCAGUUUUAGACUCCAGCCCAUUCCUAUCUGAGGCCAACGCAGAGCGUAUCGUCAGGACGCUGUGUAAAGUCCGCGGGGCGGCACUAAAGCUGGGACAGAUGCUCAGCAUUCAAGACGAUGCAUUUAUCAAUCCUCAGCUAUCAAAGAUCUUUGAUCGGGUGCGUCAGAGCGCAGACUUCAUGCCAAUCAAGCAGAUGACGAAAGCUUUGAAUAAUGACCUGGGCCCAAACUGGAAGGACAAAUUAGAGAUGUUUGAGGAGAGACCCUUUGCUGCUGCCUCCAUUGGGCAAGUGCAUCUGGCCAGGAUGAAGGAUGGCCGAGAGGUAGCUAUGAAAAUCCAGUACCCCGGAGUGGCACAGAGCAUCAACAGCGACGUGGACAACCUGAUGACGGUGCUCAGCAUGAGCAACGCCCUGCCUGAAGGUCUGUUUCCCGAGCACUUGAUAGACGUGAUGAGGAGAGAGCUGGUCCUGGAGUGCGAUUAUCUCCGGGAGGCUGAGUGCGCUCGCAAAUUCAGGAAGCUCUUAAAAGAUCAUCCCUUCUUCUACGUGCCUGACGUUAUCGACGAGCUAAGCAGCCAACAUGUUCUUACCACUGAGAUGGUACAAGGUUUUCCUCUGGACCAGGCUGAGGGACUCUCACAGGAGCUCAAAAAUGAGAUUUGCAAGAACAUUCUGACUCUCUGCCUGAGAGAGCUCUUUGAAUUCCAGUACAUGCAAACAGACCCGAAUUGGUCCAAUUUCUUGUAUGACCCACAAUCUCACAAGGUUGCAUUGUUGGACUUCGGUGCAACACGAGGCUUUGAUGAGAGCUUUACAGACACCUACAUAGAGGUCAUUAUGGCGGCUGCGGCCGGCGACAGAGAAGGAGUCAUGAAGCACUCAGUAGAUAUGAAGUUUCUCACGGGCCUUGAGUCUAAGGCGAUGGUGAAAGCCCACGUGGAUGCAGUGAUGAUUCUGGGUGAGGCGUUUGCCUCGGAGGAGCCAUUCGAUUUCGGUGCCCAAAGCACCACUGAGCGGAUCCACAGCCUGAUCCCGGUCAUGCUGAAGCAGCGGCUUACGCCACCUCCUGAAGAAACCUACUCACUCCAUCGCAAGAUGGGUGGCUCCUUCCUGAUCUGCUCACGCCUGAAUGCCAAGCUGAGCUGCAAGGACAUGUUCACAGAGGCGUACAGCAAAUAUUGGAGCAAACGGCAGAAUGCAUCCAGCAAGUGAAGGACUACAUGUGAACAUUUGGGCAGGCCAGUUGAUUCCCCCUGCCUGCUGAGGCUAAAUCCUAAUUAUUCUGUUUUAAGGGGUACAGUAUCCAUGAUUAUGUUUCUUUUCCUCAUUUAAUAGCACGUCCAUGUCGGUAUUCAGAUGUGCAAUGUGCCUACGCAGUGGUAUAACCAUGUUUAUGGUUGCUUUUAAUAACAGGGAGGAUAUACUACUGCAAAUGAGAAUGCAGUAGAAGUGGAUAGAGUUCCAAAAUGUUGUGUAUUCGUUUAGUGUAAUAAUUUGCUUCACUGUUUUCAUUUGAUGAAUAACGUUUGAUCUUUAUAGCUCAUCUCCAGACUAUGCUUACGCACAUAAGUUUGUUUAAGAUUAGCAUUUACUUGCACAAACAUAAAGUCAGGACCAGGUCUCGGCUCCACAGACAGGACACUAUGCACUCCCUGAUGUGUUGUCCUCCAUGCGCACAGAUAAUGGCCAGUAGUUUCAUGUACGAAAUCUGUUUUUGUACUGACUCAUCAUUUUGCAAUGAAUUAAAAAAGAUAUAUUGAUUGAUAAGACUAUUUGAUGUAAAACCUAGAGUAUUGAAAUCAACCUGUAUUCAUUUUGUAUUUAAAUUGUUACUGUUCUCUUUAAAGCCCUUAAUUUAGAUUUAUAAAUGAAAAAUUAUUUUGCGUUAUUACAGUUUUUAGUAUGUGAUUAUACUUGGUCACUUUUUAGUGUAACCUAAACAUUUUUUGCAGUCAGUUUGUACUAUUUUCCAGUGGUAUUGUUUGUUUAAAAAAUCUUUGAUCGUUUAAUGUAAGAAAAUAUUCUCAUGCAAAAUAUGUGAGUAGAUUGUGUUUUCUUACCAUAUAGCUUAAACAGUACUGAUCUAGAAACAAAUCAGCAUCAAAGAAAAAGAUAAAAUUAGUCAAUAUUUAAAAAACAUUGCAAGGCCAAUUCAUCCAAAGGCAUUUGGGUUUAAGAUUAAUCCCUUCUGACAACAACUUGGAACAUUGCACAUUUUGUUUGAAACCAUCCAUUCUUAAGUGAUUAAAAAUAUUGAAACACUUGA
This is a messenger RNA of Clarias gariepinus (North African catfish), 3204 nucleotides long. RefSeq names its product coenzyme Q8A, genome duplicate a (gene coq8aa). The transcript has 16 exons. Gene Ontology annotation, cellular component: extrinsic component of mitochondrial inner membrane. Lineage: Eukaryota; Metazoa; Chordata; Actinopteri; Siluriformes; Clariidae. The coding region runs from base 297 to 2150 and encodes 617 amino acids. The record is from RefSeq and is a predicted model, not a curated record. Gene Ontology annotation, biological process: ubiquinone biosynthetic process. Gene Ontology annotation, molecular function: kinase activity.